This is a messenger RNA of Myxocyprinus asiaticus (Chinese sucker), 1217 nucleotides long. Its product is annotated as complement component 1 Q subcomponent-binding protein, mitochondrial-like. The transcript is spliced from 6 exons. The coding region runs from base 76 to 918 and encodes 280 amino acids. NCBI's taxonomy places the organism in Eukaryota, Metazoa, Chordata, Actinopteri, Cypriniformes, Catostomidae. The record is from RefSeq and is a predicted model, not a curated record. Gene Ontology annotation, biological process: cytosolic ribosome assembly. Gene Ontology annotation, cellular component: mitochondrial matrix.
CGAGCGCUUCCGGUGUCCUUCCCCAUGUGUCUGUCAGUCGGGAUUCGGGAAGAGUUGCCGAUCUGAUCCACAGUCAUGCUGAAGUCUCUGAGCCGCGCCGCGCACCUCGCAGCCCGUUUGUCUGGCAAAAGCGCCGCUGUUCCCGGCAUCAGCAUCAGCAGCAUCAGCCCCUUCAGCCGGUCCAUCUGGAGCAGGUGUCAUAACGGAGCGGCGUCAGGAUACAGGCCGAAACUGCUCACUUCUAAACGGCUUCUGCCUUCAGCGUCCUGCGGCUGUGGAGCUCUGCACACAGACGGUGAUAAAGCUUUUACAGAGUUUCUUACAGAUGAAAUCAAAGAAGAAAAGAAGAUUCAAAAGAGCAAGACGCUUCCUAAAAUAUCUGGCGGGUGGGAGCUUGAACUGAACAGCACAGAAGCCAAACUGGUCCGCUCGAUCUCUGGAGAAAAAGUCACUGUCACUUUCAACGUGAACAACAGUAUCCCACCGCAACUGGAGGAGGAGCCUGAACAGACACCGAAGGGUCCGGAGCACGAGCCUGACAUUGUCUCAACACCCAACUUUGUGGUAGAGGUGACGAAACAGGGAGCAACUAACUCACUCGUGUUUGACUGUCACUUCCCUGAAGAUGAGCUCUUUGUGUGCGAUCAGACCAGUGGGGGUGAGGAAGAGCGUGAUAUCUUUGCCAUCCGUGAGGUCAGUUUUCAGCCGGAGGGAGACGCCGACUGGAAGGAAACCAGUUACACACUCAACACAGACUCUCUGGACUGGGCACUGUAUGACCAUCUGAUGGACUUCCUGUCUGACCGUGGCGUUGACAACACGUUUGCACAUGAGCUCAUUGAGUUGAGCACGUCACUGGAGCAUCAGGAGUACAUCAAGUUCCUGGAAGAUCUCAGCCGCUUCAUCAAAUGCAAAUAAUCGGGGUCGUUUUUGUACAGUCGAGAAUGAUCCCAAACGUUGUGAUACUUCUUGUACAUGUGGGUCUCUAAUGUGAUGACUCAAUGAAGACAAAGGCAUAACAAAUAUUUAAUUUUAUAUUGUUUUUCAUGUUAUAUCAGUGCAGCAUAUGCACCGGGCCAUUGUCUUUAAAUAGAGCUCCCAAUCGGAACGUUUUUCAGAAAUGAGCCACAUUAUCACCCAACAUCAAAUAUUGAUGAGUUAAUCUUGCUUUACAUUUAAUGAUUGUCUUUCUAAUAAAAGCCAGUGAAAAGUACAAA